Messenger RNA from Phycomyces blakesleeanus NRRL 1555(-), 1278 nucleotides. RefSeq lists its product as hypothetical. The record is from RefSeq and is a predicted model, not a curated record. The transcript is spliced from 2 exons. Bases 1 to 1278 code for a protein of 425 amino acids. Gene Ontology annotation, molecular function: protein binding. NCBI's taxonomy places the organism in Eukaryota, Fungi, Mucoromycota, Mucoromycetes, Mucorales, Phycomycetaceae.
AUGCUUGAACCAUCAAUUUCCCAGUCUCUCCAGGAAUCUCCCGUUCCCUCCCACACAAUUGUUCAUGGAAUUCAAGAGGUUUCUAGAUCUCCUACACCACCUCAAUUGUACUCCAAUACCUCAUCCUCUACUAUAUCCAAUAGCAACAACAAUGACCAAUUACUGGAUCAUUCCCACCUCAAGCCAGGUACUCAGGCUUCGUUGCUUUCGUAUGCCAAGACAAUCGAUAUGUACCGAGAGAAUGCCAAAAAGACAACCAAUCCAGAUACCCAGUCUGACUUUGCCAUAUUCAUGGUCGAGGCAGCCAGACCUCUUCCGGAAACUGACACCUGUCGGUGGGACUAUCUGGCAGAAGCCGAAAAGCUCUUGAGACAGCUGGCCGGACGAGGCCAUGCAGAAUCACAAUACUAUCUAGGAAACUUGUACGGCUCGGGUUUGUUAAGCAAGAAGAAUAAGGUCGAUUUUGACAAGGCGUUUCCGCUUUUUGUCCAGGCCUCAAAACACCAUCACGCUGAUGCUUCUUACAGGACAGCAAAAUGUUAUGAAGAUGGCCUGGGAUCUCGCAAGGACAGUUCAAAGGCAUUGCAAUUCUAUCGCAAGGCCGCCUCCUUGAGUCACCCGGGCGCAAUGUACCGCCUUGGUCUGGCUGAAAACAAUGGGGAGUUGGGGAUUUCCAAGAACCCUCGGGACGGUGUUAAAUGGCUGAAGCGAUCGGUUGAAUCAGCAACCUCAGAAUACCCCCACGCGAUCCACGAACUUGCUCUCCUGCACGAACGCGGUAUAGAAAACGUGGUGUUUGUAGACCACGAUUAUUGUGUGUCACUCUACACCCAGGCAGCCGAUCUGGGCUACGGCCCAUCUGCCCAUCGGCUCGGCGAAUGCUACGAGUACGGUAAGCUUGGCUGCAAGAUUGACCCUGCGCUCUCGAUCCACUACUACACCGUCGCAGCCCAACGUGGGGACCGAGACGCCUGCUUUGCCCUGACUGCAUGGUACCUUAUUGGCUUACCAGAUGUCCUGCCACAGUCAGAUGAAGAGGCCUAUGUGUGGGCCCAUCGGGCUGCUGAAAAACAGUUGGCCAAGGCCGAGUAUGCAGUGGGUUACUUUACCGAGACCGGGAUCGGGAUUCCAAAGAACCCUGAAGAGGCAACCAAAUGGUACACUCUGGCGGCUGACCAUGGCGACAAAAGAGCUAUCCAAAGACUCCAAGGUAGUCUGGGUAGCCAGCCAACAACCAGAAAAAAGAAAGGUUCUCAGGAUGAUUGUAGUAUCAUGUAA